Penicillium argentinense is the source of this 1080-nucleotide messenger RNA. RefSeq names its product EVE domain-containing protein. Gene Ontology annotation, biological process: regulation of DNA-templated transcription. The record is from RefSeq and is a predicted model, not a curated record. Gene Ontology annotation, molecular function: DNA binding. Bases 1 to 1080 code for a protein of 359 amino acids. The transcript has 6 exons. Gene Ontology annotation, cellular component: nucleus; chromatin. Lineage: Eukaryota; Fungi; Ascomycota; Eurotiomycetes; Eurotiales; Aspergillaceae.
AUGCCGAAGCGCAAGGCCGACGCCACGAAGGCAUCCAGUGCGGAUAUCAAAACUCCCGCGAAACGAGCUCGCGCCUCGUCGCCGGCCGGUGACAAUGCUGGUCAGUCCACCCCCGACGUUCACAAUGCCAUUACGCCCCAGACCGGUGAGAAGAGAGGUCGUGGUCGUCCUCGCAAGAACCCUGAGGCCGCAACACCCAAGGCAGUGAACGAUGGUGCCAAACGUGGCCGUGGUCGUCCUAAGAAGGUCCUGACCGAAGCGGAAGCUGCUGCUGCUGCCGCAAAAGCUGCUACCUCUUCAGCUGGUCCUAAGAAGGGUCGCGGUAGACCCCGCAAGGAGCCAGGUACCGAGACGCCGUCAGCGACACCCAAGAAGAAGGAUGGCCGUGGACGUCCCCGCAAGAGCUUACCUGCCAAUGACGAGCCCAGUAUCUUCGAUGCAAAGGCGGAUCCGGAUGAAGAGACCACGACUGGACCCAUUCCCAACCACGCUACUGGCCGCUCAUACUGGUUGAUGAAGGCGGAGCCCGAGUCGCGUUUGGAGAAGGGCGUUGACGUGAAGUUUUCCAUCGAUGAUUUAGCUGCCGCGAAGGAGCCGGAGCCCUGGGAUGGCGUUCGCAACGCUGUUGCACGAAACUUGAUGCGGGACAUGAAGAAGGGUGACUACGCAUUGUUUUACCACUCUAACUGCAAGACUCCGGGCGUGGUCGGCGCGAUGGAGAUUGUGCAAGAGCACUCAACCGAUGAGUCUGCUUUCGACCCGAAGCACCCAUACUAUGAUCCGAAGUCCAAGCGCGAUGAUCCCAAGUGGUCUGUGGUACACGUCGAAUUCCGCCGUAAGUUCAACAAGCAGGUCACCCUUCACGACCUCAAGGCCAACGCGGAGCCCGGCAAGCCCCUCAAAAACCUACAAACCAUCAAACAAUCGCGACUGAGCGUUUCCUCUGUGACACCGGCACAAUGGCGGUUCAUCCUCGAGCUGGCGGGCGAGGACCCUGAUGCCGACCUCAACGCGCCCGGCACCGAGAAGGAUACCGAUGCCGAGAAGGAAUCCGACGAGGAGAGCAACGCCGAAAAGUAA